UAAUUGAUGGCAAUGUUGUUUUGGCUUUGUUUACCUACGUUAAAAAGCCUGAGAAACACAAAAUAAUUGAAUGGUCUGUGGCACAGUAUGAAGAAUUACAGCUGCAUGCAAUUGCCACUUUGUCAUCAGUGGCUCCUUUAUUAAUAGAAGAGUAUAUGUUGUGCCAGGGAAAUGCUCGAAUCCUGGCGUUUCUAAAAUGGUGUGAGAGCGAAGAUUCCUUCAUGAUUCAUGGUAACAGUUUUCAUGGCACAGGCGGCCGUGGCAACAAGCUUGCCCAUAUGCGUUACACGUUAAGGCUCCUGAGAGCCAUGGUCUCCCUUGAGGAUGAGACUGUAAACACGGAUCUUUGUGAGACGGGAACAAUUCAGCAACUGAUAGGAAUCUUUAAAAAUACAAUAAGCAAGUCUAAUGACAAGGAAGAGGCCAUUGUUUUGGAAAUUCAAUCUGAUAUAUUACUUAUUUCAUCUGGUCUUUGUGAACACAGUAUUCCUAGGAAGGAAAUUUUUGGAACUGAAGGAGUGGAUAUAAUUCUUCAUGUAAUGAAAACAGACCCCAAGAAGUUUCAGAGUGGAUUAGGCUAUAAUGUACUUCUUUUUAGUACAUUGGACAGCAUUUGGUGCUGCAUUUUGGGAUGUUAUACCUUGGAGGAUUACUUUCUUGAAAAAGAAGGCAUUUUUCUCCUUUUGGAUUUAUUGGCAUUGAAACAAAAAAAAUUCUGUAAUCUAAUACUUGGAAUAAUGGUUGAAUUUUGUGAUAAUCCCAAAACUACGGCUCAUGUCAAUGCUUGGCGAGGAAAGAAGGACCAGACAGCUGCUAGUCUUUUAAUAAAAUUGUGGAGAAAGGAAGAAAAAGAACUAGGAGUAAAACGUGAUAAACAUGGGAAGAUAAUGGAUACAAAGAAACCUCUAUUUACUAAUUUUCAAGAAGAGCAAAAAAUCAUUCCACUGCCUGCUAACUGCCCGACUAUUGCAGUUAUGGAUGUUGCCGAGAACAUUAGAGCAAAAAUUUAUGCUGUGUUGGGCAAACUAGAUUUUGAAAAUUUGCCUGGCCUAUCUACUGAAGAUUUUGUCACCCUCUGUAUCAUACAUAGAUACCUUGAUUUUAAAAUUGGAGAAAUAUGGAAUGAAAUAUAUGAAGAAAUAAAAUUAGAAAGCUUAAGACCAAUCGCUACAGAUAAACAUAUUUUGGAAGCUAUUACAGCAGCAUCAGAAAAUAUUGGGAAGAUGGUUGCUUCUCUGCAAAGCGAGAUAAUUGAAACCCAAGCACGCCAAGAUGUGCAAAAUGAACAAAAAGUAUAUACAAAAGUAAGCCAUAGAUACCACAGAGGCACAAGAUAA
Molecule: messenger RNA, 1337 nt
Organism: Hipposideros armiger (great roundleaf bat)
Lineage: Eukaryota; Metazoa; Chordata; Mammalia; Chiroptera; Hipposideridae
Gene: CFAP69
Product: cilia and flagella associated protein 69
Exons: 10
Coding region: 156-1337 (393 amino acids)
Biological process (GO): positive regulation of flagellated sperm motility; olfactory behavior; response to odorant
Cellular component (GO): sperm midpiece; non-motile cilium
Source: RefSeq, a predicted model, not a curated record